This is a messenger RNA of Pyrenophora tritici-repentis Pt-1C-BFP, 1590 nucleotides long. RefSeq names its product PotE, Amino acid transporter. Gene Ontology annotation, cellular component: membrane. Gene Ontology annotation, biological process: transmembrane transport. Lineage: Eukaryota; Fungi; Ascomycota; Dothideomycetes; Pleosporales; Pleosporaceae. Gene Ontology annotation, molecular function: transmembrane transporter activity. The record is from RefSeq and is a predicted model, not a curated record.
AUGGAAUCAAUAGAGAAGAAGCGGCCGAGCUCCAGCAUCUCACGAGAUGUCGAGCAAUCACUCAAGGCAUCCGUGGAUCCAGAUGCACUGAAGCUGGCGGAGAUGGGCUAUACACAAGACAUGAAGAGAAAAUACACUGUAUGGUCGGUCCUCGGUGUCGGUUUCUCUUUGACGAACUCAUGGUUCGGCAUAUCAGCAGCCUUGAUCACUGGUAUUAGUUCGGGAGGUCCACUUCUUAUCAUCUACGGAAUCAUUCUUAUAGCGCUGAUAUCGACAUGUGUUGGUAUUAGCCUGAGCGAGCUGGCAAGUGCAAUGCCAAAUGCAGGCGGACAGUACUUCUGGGCCGGUGAGCUGGCGCCGAAGAGAUUCAGGAGACUUGCAAGCUACAUGACGGGCUGGCUUGCGUGGUGGGGAGCCAUGUUCACGAGUGCGUCUGUGGCAUUGUCGAUGGGUAGUGCUAUCAUGGGAUGCUACCAACUAGGCCACCCAGACUUUGUAAUCGAAAGGUGGCACGUCUUCCUCACAUAUCAACUCGCUAAUAUCUUCUGCUUCUUCUUCAACUGCUACGGCAAAGCACUAUCAACAGUGGGAAAAACCACCCUAUGGGCCUCGCUUAUUUCCUUUGCGGCCAUCCUUAUUACCGUUCCAGCAGUCGCCCCAACGCACCAACAUGCCAAGUUUGUCUUCGCCACUUUCAUCAACACCACUGGCUGGCAACAGGGCGGUAUAGCCUUCAUCGUUGGCUUAGUGAACACAAACUGGGCCUUUGCUUGCCUUGACUGCGCAACUCAUCUUGCAGAGGAAGUCCAUCGCCCAGAGAAGAUGGUUCCCAUAGCUAUCAUGGGCACUGUGGGCAUUGGUUUUGUGACAAGUUGGUUCUUCUCUGUCGCAAUGUUCUUCUCGAUUGUUGGGGACUUUGCUGAGAUUGGACAAUCACUUACUGGAGUACCUAUUCUCGAAAUCUUCAACCGCGCAUUGGAAAGCAAGGCUGGAGCGACUGUACUCGAGGCUCUCAUUAUUGUUACUGGACUGGGCUGUCUGGUUGCAAGCCACACCUGGCAGAGCCGUCUUUGUUGGAGUUUUGCACGCGAUCGCGGAUUGCCUGCCCAUCAAUGGCUUUCCAAAGUCAACAAGGAGCUUGAUGUACCGCUAAACGCACACUUUGUUAGUUGUGUCAUUGUGGCUAUCGUGGGCUGCUUAUACAUGGCCUCGCUCACGGCUUUCAACUCUAUGAUUACAGCAUGCAUUGUCCUACUAUACCUCAGCUAUGCGGUACCCGUCGUUUGCCUCUUGAUCCGUGGACGCAACAACAUACCACAUGGUCCCUUCUGGCUCGGCCCCAUCGGCCUCUUUGCAAACGUAGUCCUGCUCGCUUGGACUCUGUUUACACUUGUCAUGUACUCGCUCCCGUACUCGAAGCCCGUUAAGGCUGGCAACAUGAAUUACGUGUGUGUAAUUUACGCCGUUGUUGCCUUUCUGGCCAACGUAGACUGGCUUGUCCGAGGCCGGAAGAGGUUUGUAGUGGCAAACGAGCGAAAAGAAGAAGGCGUUGGUCGAGCCUCGAGGAUCGUCGAUCUGCCUCAGCAGUAG